Molecule: messenger RNA, 429 nt
Organism: Penicillium mononematosum
Lineage: Eukaryota; Fungi; Ascomycota; Eurotiomycetes; Eurotiales; Aspergillaceae
Product: GFA family protein
Exons: 3
Coding region: 1-429 (142 amino acids)
Molecular function (GO): carbon-sulfur lyase activity
Source: RefSeq, a predicted model, not a curated record
AUGGCUGUUGGUGGUUGUUUCUGCGGCAAAGUCCGAAUCGAAUACAUUGGCCAGCCUCUAGCAUCGGCACUGUGCCACUGUCUCGACUGUCGCAAGCUCACCGGGUCACCCUAUAGCUUCAAUUUCAUCGUCCAAACUGCAGACCUGCAUGUUUCUGGAAGUCCGAAAGAAGUGCCGAAGACAUCGGACAGUGGGAAUGCGAUUAAGAAUUAUUUCUGUCCUGACUGUGGAACGCCGCUUUAUGGACUGAAAAUAAAGCCCAACGGAGAUCGUGACGAGACCACAGUCAUCCGGGCAGGGAUAUUUGAUAAUGUUGGGAUUUUGCACGAACGGACGCCUGUGGUGGAGAUAUAUACUGAGCAACGAUUGAAGUGGGUGAGUCCCAUUGAGGGGGCUGAUCAAUUUACUGGCAUGUUGCCACUCCCAUAA